Triticum urartu is the source of this 5584-nucleotide messenger RNA. Lineage: Eukaryota; Viridiplantae; Streptophyta; Magnoliopsida; Poales; Poaceae. The record is from RefSeq and is a predicted model, not a curated record.
UUUGCCGGUCUGCAUCUCCUUCUCCUCUUCGCCGCCGAGGUCACCGAGGCCGGCCGGCCGGCCGCCACCGCCGCCACCCUUCCUCCAAGGCCGGCCGGGCCGCCUUGUUCUGUGGCUGCUGGCAGUGGUGCAGCGAAUCUCCCACCUCACCACCACCACCACCACCGCUAUCUGUCCGUCCAUGGCUGCGGCGACCUCCGGCGUCAGCAGGACCCAGCGCGGCGGCGGCUGGCAACAACAACGGCGACUUCGGCCUCCAAGAUCCCCAUCCCGCCUCCCGCUCAAGAUCUCAGACUACAUAUGACCGUUGUAUAUUGGAGAGCUCAAGCACUAUACUCAUCCCGCUCACAACAAUCUCUUCUCAACUCAGCAGCACCCAGCGCGGCGGCGGCGGGCAGGACUCCAAGACCCCAUCCCGGCCUCUCUUCAAAUAUGUAGGCAUCCAAAAGCUUCAAGACCUCACAAAAAUCUCCCAACUCCCAGUCGUCGGACUAGAGCCUGCCUACAGCCCCACCCACGCAUCCGUUCAGCGCCGGCCACCAUAACUUCACUGGAGUCGCCUCCUGCUUCUGCGCCGCGUCGCCGGCACUGACAAGGCUCUGAACCUGCUGCUGCUGCUGCUAACGCCGAUACAAUGCUGGAGCUGGCGCAGACGUGCCUGUGAGGACCGCGUCUUCCUCGCUGCUGCUGCUGCGUUGCUGGUCCUGGGUGCUGAUCAGGGGCAAGCUCGUGAAGUGCAUCUGUGUUGGAGGAGUUUCUUCCGAGAGUUCCAAUGGCGGAGCUGGUGGCCGCCAUGGCCAUCCGGCCACUGGUGUCCAUCCUAAUGAGCAAGGCGUCCAGCUCACUCCUGGAUGAGUACAAGGUGAUGGAGGGAAUGGAGGAGCAGCACAAGGUUCUCAAGCGCAAGCUUCCAGCCAUCCUUGACGUCAUGACUGACGCCGAGGAGCAGGCAACGGAGCAUAGAGAUGGCGCCAAAGCCUGGCUCCAGGAGCUCAAGACUGUGGCCUAUGAGGCAAAUGAAGUCUUCGAUGAAUUCAAGUACGAAGCACUCCGCCGUGAAGCCAGGAAGAAGGGGCACUACAGAAAGCUUGGAUUCGAUGUAAUAAAGCUAUUCCCUACUCACAACCGUAUUGUGUUCCGCUACAAAAUGGGUCGCAAGCUUUGCCGGAUUCUGAAGGCCAUUGAUGUCCUUAUAGCGGAGAUGCAUGCCUUUAGGUUCAAGUACCGACCACAGCCGCCGGUGCCCAAGCAGUGGAGGCAGACGGAUUCUGUUAUCACCGACCUGCAAGACAUUGCCAGCAGAUCCAGAGACAAGGAUAAGAAGAAUAUUGUCGCUACACUACUUGGUCAAGCUAACAAUGCAGAUUUCAUAGUCGUUCCCAUUGUUGGAAUGGGGGGCCUUGGCAAGACCACAUUAGCGCAGCUCAUAUACAAUGAUCCUGAAAUUCAGAAGCAUUUCCAGUUGCUGCUCUGGGUUUGUGUCUCUGAUACCUUUGAUGUGAACUCCCUGGCCAAGAGUAUAGUUGAAGCAUCUCCCAAUAAGAAUGUUGAUACAGACAAACCACCACUGGAUAGACUUCAAAAACUGGUCAGCGGACAGCGGUAUCUCCUUGUAUUGGAUGAUGUUUGGGACAACAAAGAGUUACGUAAGUGGGAAAGGCUGAAGGUAUGUCUUCAGCAUGGUGGCAUGGGCAGUGCAGUGUUGACAACAACUCGUGAUAAACGAGUUGCUGAAAUUAUGGGUGCAGAUAGGGCAGCCUACAAUCUCAAUGCUUUGGAGGAUCACUUCAUAAAGGAAAUUAUUGUGGAUAGAGCAUUCAAUUUAGAGAAUGGAAAGCCUCCCGAGCUACUCAAGAUGGUUGGUGAGAUUGUGAAGAGAUGUUGUGGCUCUCCAUUAGCUGCAAGUGCACUGGGCUCUGUACUUCGUACCAAGACCACCGUGAAAGAAUGGAAUGCUAUAGCAUCUAGAAGCAGCAUUUGCACUGAGGAAACUGGAAUCUUGCCAAUACUCAAGCUUAGCUACAACGACUUGCCAUCGCACAUGAAGCAGUGCUUUGCUUUUUGUGCUGUAUUUCCAAAGGAUUACAAGAUUGAUGUAGCGAAGCUGAUCCAACUAUGGAUCGCAAAUGGCUUUAUCCCUGAACACAAGGAAGAUAGUCUUGAAACCAUUGGACAACUUAUUUUUGAUGAGCUUGCUUCAAGGUCAUUCUUUCUGGAUAUAGAGAGGAGUAAAGAACACUGGGAGUAUUAUUCCAGAACAACAUGUAAAAUCCACGAUCUUAUGCAUGAUAUUGCAAUGUCUGUUAUGGGAAAGGAAUGUGUUGCUGUGACUAUGGAGCUAAGUAAAAUUGAGUGGCUUGGAGAUACUGCUCGGCAUUUGUUUUUAUCAUGUAAAGGAACAGAAGGUAUUUUGAAUGCUUCUUUGGAGAAAAGAUCCCCUGCCAUUCAAACACUCAUAUGUGAUAGUCCUAUGCAAAGUUCAUUGAAGCAUCUAUCAAAAUAUAACUCUUUGCACGCCUUGAAGCUCUGUAUUAGAGGCACAGAAUCAUUUCUUCUGAAAUCAAUGUAUCUGCAUCACCUGAGGUACCUUGAUCUCUCAUACAGUUCUAUCAAAGCACUUCCUGAAGAUACAAGUAUUCUAUAUAACCUGCAAGUGUUGGACCUUUCCUACUGUAAUCAUCUUGAUCGACUUCCAAGGCAAAUGAAGUAUAUGACUUCCCUCCGUCACCUCUACACUCAUGGAUGUUGGAACUUGAAGAGCAUGCCUCCAGAACUAGGAAAACUCACUAACCUGCAGACGCUGACAUGUUUUGUGGCAGGAGUUCCUGGCCCUGAUUGCAGUGAUGUUGGAGAGCUGCAUGAUUUAAAGAUUGGUGGUCAGCUAGAGCUACGCCAGGUAGAGAAUGUUGAAAAAGCAGAAGCAGGAGUGGCGAAUCUUGGAAACAAGAAGGAUCUCAGAGAACUGUCGUUAAGAUGGACAGAGGUUGGCGAGAGCAAGGUGCUUGACAAGUUCGAACCUCAUGGUGGGCUGCAGGUUCUGAAGAUAUAUUCCUAUGGAGGAGAGUGCAUGGGUAUGCUGCAAAACAUGGUUGAGAUCCAUCUUUUUCAUUGUGAAGGAUUGCAAAUUUUGUUCAGAUGCAGUGCAAUCUUCACUUUUCCAAAACUGAAGGUGCUUAUGCUAGAACAUCUGUUGGGUUUUGAAGGAUGGUGGAAAAUAGAUGAGAGGCAAGAAGAACAAACAAUAUUUCCUGUGCUUGAGAAGUUGUUUAUUAGCUAUUGUGGAAAGUUGGUAGCAUUCCCUGAAGCACUAUUGCUGCGAGGACCUUGUGGUGAAGGUGAUUAUACAUUGGUACGCUCAGCAUUUCCUGCCCUGAAGGUGCUCAAAAUGGAAGAUUUGGAGAGCUUUCAGAGAUGGGAUGCAGUCGAAGAGACUCAAGGAGAACAGAUAUUGUUUCCUUGUCUAGAGAAACUGUCAAUUGAGAAAUGCCCAAAGCUGGCAGCAUUACCUGAAGCACCAUUGCUGCGAGGACCUUGUGGUGAGGGUGGUUAUACAUUGGUACACUCUGCGUUUCCUUCCCUAAAGGUACUCAAAAUGGAAGAUUUGGAGAGCUUUCGGAGAUGGGAUGCAGUCGAAGAGACUCAAGGAGAACAGAUAUUGUUUCCUUGUCUUGAGGAACUGUCAAUUGAGAAAUGCCCAGAGCUGAUAAAUUUACCUGAAGCACCAUUGCUUGAAGAACCAUGUAGCGGAGGUGGUUAUAGAUUGGUACGUUCAGCCUUUCCUGCCCUCAAGGUGCUCAAAAUGAAAUGCUUGGGGAGUUUUCAGAGAUGGGAUGGUGCUGCCAAAGGUGAACAAAUAUUUUUUCCACAGCUUGAGAAACUAUCAGUUCAGCAAUGCCCAAUGUUGAUAGAUUUACCUGAGGUACCAAAAAUCAGUGUGUUAGAAAUUGAAGAUGGCAAGCAAGAGAUCUUCCAGUUUGUGGACAAAUAUUUGUCCUCAUUGACCAAUCUGAUACUGAAGCUAAAAAAUACAGAAACACCAUCAGAGGUUGAGUGCACUUCAAUUCUACCUGUGGACAACAAGGAGAAAUGGAACCAGAAAUCCCCUCUGACAGUUGUGGGGUUAGGAUGCUGCAACUCAUUCUUUGGACCAGGUGCACUAGAGCCGUGGGGCUAUUUUGUACACCUUGAAAACUUGGAAAUUGAUAGAUGUGAUGUGCUCGUCCACUGGCCAGAGAAUGUGUUCCAAAGCAUGGUAUCCUUGAGGACAUUACUGAUUAGAAACUGCAAAAAUCUGACUGGAUAUGCACAAGCUCCUCUUGAGCCGUUGGCGUCUGAAAGGAGUCAGCACCCGAGAGGUCUGGAGUCUCUUUAUUUAGAAAACUGCCCAAGUUUAGUAGAGAUGUUCAACGUCCCGGCAUCUCUCAAGGAAAUGUAUAUUGAUGGGUGCAUUAAGCUUGAGUCCAUAUUCGGCAAGCAGCAGGGCAUGGCAGAGUUAGUCCAAGUAUCUUCUAGCAGUGAGGCAGACGUGCCUACAGCUGUAUCAGAGUUGCCAUCCUCACCCAUGAAUCACUUUUAUACAUGCCUAGAAUAUCUACGUUUAGUUGGAUGUGGAAGCUUACCAGCGGUUCUAAGUCUGCCUUUGUCCUUAAAGACCAUACGGAUUGCUGGCUGCAGUAGUAUUCAAGUCCUAUCAUGCCAGCUGGGUGGGCUCCAGAAACCAGAAGCCACUACCUACAGAAGCAGAAGUCCUAUCAUGCCACAGCCACCAGCAGCAACUGCAAGAGAGCAUUUACUUCCUCCCCAUCUCGAAUCUCUAACAAUAUGGGACUGUGCUGGCAUGUUGGGUGGGCCUCUCCGUCUGCCUGCACCCCUCAAGACACUGCGCAUUAUUGGCAACAGUGGGCUGACAUCGCUGGAGUGUCUGUCGGGAGAGCACCCCCCAUCGUUGGAAUACCUUGAUCUUGAAAAAUCCAGUACCCUGGCAUCCCUGCCGAAUGAGCCGCAAGUAUACAGUUCUCUCUGGGCUCUUGAAAUUAGAGGCUGCCCUGCUAUAAAGAAGCUCCCUAGAUGCCUGCAGCCGCAACUGGGCACCAUCGACCACAAAUUUCUAGAUGCCUGCUAUAAAGUAACGGAAUUCAAACCAUUGAAACCGAAGACAUGGAAGGAAAUACCGAGGCUAGUCCGUGAGCGGAGGCAGGCCUGCCGGAGCUGAAGCUGAAGGUCAUUCAGCUUCUAUUCAAUGACAGGCCUGAUCCCUGAUUGUUGCUCUGCUCUGCUAGGGGAAUGGCCUGUGAUUGCUUCUACAGCUGAACUGUGCCGCAGUCCGCUCUCGGUCGAGAACUGUCGGGGCCUGCGGUGUAGCGCGGCUGCUGCUGCUUGGCGUUGAGUCGGGCAUCUCUGAAUCAACAUCCCAGGCCAAGACCAUCUCAUCUUUUGUACACCAUUCCUGUCAUGUAGCCCAGUGUUGUAUCUGAAUAGCUUCUUGCACCAUACAAUGUUUAAUUUGUACACCAAAAGACUGGGGAGGAUACAAGAUGUUUGUUUUACCCAAAUAUUUAUGCCUAACAACAUAUACAAGGUUCCA